Molecule: messenger RNA, 5210 nt
Organism: Myotis lucifugus (little brown bat)
Lineage: Eukaryota; Metazoa; Chordata; Mammalia; Chiroptera; Vespertilionidae
Gene: UVRAG
Product: UV radiation resistance associated
Exons: 16
Coding region: 180-2405 (741 amino acids)
Biological process (GO): SNARE complex assembly
Cellular component (GO): lytic vacuole; endosome
Molecular function (GO): SNARE binding
Source: RefSeq, a predicted model, not a curated record
ACUGCGGUAAUAUGGCUCUUCCUUAGGCAGCGGCGGCGGCGGCGCGAGGUGGGGUAGAGCAGUCCUGCCCCUCCGGUGGCGGGUGUUCGGGCUGCAGCGGCUCUGCGGGUCGUGGCUGAGCGGUGGUAGCGGAUGCCGGAGGGGUGCCGGCCCCGCCGCUCGGCGGACCCUGGGUCAAGAUGAGCGCCUCAGCGUCGAUCGGGGGCACGGUCCCCCCGCCGCCCCCGGGCCCGGCCGCCGCCGCGCUGCCUCCCGGUUCUGCUGCGCGGGCCCUGCACGUGGAGCUGCCGUCUCAGCAGGAACGGGCCCGGGGAAGCCCUGCGGCCCCGCCAGAGACGGGGACAGCGCUUUUCCUCUCCCUACCUACCCGCGGAGAAUCCCGUUGCUACUCUUUCCUUCCGGAGAAGCGAGGAGUCGUUCAGCGUCGUCUUAGACACCUUCGGAACAUUGCUGCCCGGAACAUUGUUAAUAGAAAUGGCCAUCAACUCCUUGAUACCUACUUCACACUUCACUUGUGUAAUUCUGAAAAGAUAUAUAAAGAAUUUUAUAGAAGUGAAGUGAUUAAGAAUUCCUUGAAUCCAACCUGGCGGAGUCUCGAUUUUGGAUUAAUGCCCGACCGCCUUGAUACCUCUGUGUCCUGUUUCGUGGUGAAGAUAUGGGGAGGGAAGGAGGCCGCCUACCAGCUGCUGAUCGAGUGGAAAGUCUGCCUGGACGGGCUGAAGUACUUGGGGCAGCAGAUUCAUGCCCGCAACCAAAAUGAAAUAAUAUUUGGGCUGAAUGAUGGCUACUAUGGUGCUCCAUAUGAACAUAAGGGUUAUUCAAAUGCUCAGAAGAAUAUUCUUCUUCAGGUGGAUCAGAACUGUGUUCGCAAUUCUUAUGAUGUCUUCUCUUUGCUGCGGCUUCAUAGAGCCCAGUGUGCAAUUAAACAGACUCAGGUAACUGUUCAGAAAAUUGGAAAAGAAAUUGAAGAAAAACUAAGACUCACAUCUACAAGCAAUGACCUGAAAAAAGAAAGUGAGUGUCUGCAAUUAAAUAUUUUGGUGCUUCGAAAUGAACUGGAAAGACAAAAGAAAGCUCUGGGACGGGAGAUGGCAUUACUGCAUAAGCAACAAAUUGCAUUACAGGACAAAGGCAGUACGUUUUCAACUGAGCACCUCAAGCUUCAACUCCAGAAGGAAUCCCUAAAUGAGUUGAGGAAAGAGUGUACUGCGAAAAGAGAACUUUUUCUGAAGACUAAUGCUCAGUUGACAAUUCGUUGCAGGCAGUUACUAUCUGAGCUUUCCUACAUUUACCCAAUUGAUUUGAAUGAGCAUAAGGAUUAUUUUGUAUGUGGUGUCAAAUUGCCCAAUUCUGAGGACUUCCAAGCAAAAGAUGAUGGAAGCAUUGCUGUUGCCCUUGGUUACACUGCACAUUUGGUCUCCAUGAUUUCCUUUUUCCUGCAAGUGCCCCUCAGAUAUCCUAUAAUUCAUAAGGGAUCUAGAUCAACAAUCAAAGAUAAUAUCAAUGACAAGCUGACAGAAAAGGAGAGAGAGUUUCCAUUAUACCCCAAAGGAGGGGAGAAAUUGCAAUUUGAUUACGGUGUCUAUCUUCUGAACAAAAAUAUAGCACAGCUAAGAUAUCAACAUGGACUUGGGACUCCAGACUUGAGGCAAACCCUUCCCAACCUGAAAAACUUCAUGGAACAUGGACUACUGGUCAGGUGCGACAGACAUCACACCUCCAGUGCAAUCCCUGUUCCAAAGAGACAAAGCUCCAUAUUUGGGGGUGCAGAUGGAGGCUUCUCUGGGGGCAUUCCUUCGCCAGACAAAGGACACCGAAAACGGGCCAGCUCAGAGAACGAGAGACUCCACUACAGGACCCCUCCUCCCAGCUACAACUCAGCAGUAGCCCAGCCUGGGCCCACCACCCCCUCCCUGGGAGAGUCUGAGAGAAAGACAACAACUCUGUCCUCCUCCUUGGAUACCUCCUUGGACUUCUCCAAAGAAAACCAGAAAAAGGGAGUCGAUUUGGGCAACAGCUUAAACGUGGGCCCCGUGAGUGUAAACACUGGCCAAGAACAAGGAGAAGCCCUCCCUGGGCAUCCAGCCACGGUGAAUGGCGCUCUCCUACCCAGCGAGCAGGCUGGCGCCGCCAGCGCCCAGCUCCCGGGUGAGUUCCACCCCGGCUCAGAAGCUGAGCUCUGCUGUGCCGUGGAGCAAGCGGAAGAGAUCAUUGGGAUGGAAGCCACAGGUUUCACCUCCAGUGACCAGCUAGAAGCAUUUAACUGCAUCCCGGUGGACAGUGCUGUGGCAGUGGAGUGUGACGAACAAGUUCUGGGAGAAUUUGAAGAGUUCUCCCGAAGGAUCUAUGCACUGAACGAAAACGUAUCCAGCUUCCGCCGGCCACGCAGGAGCUCUGAUAAGUGAAGCGAGCAGACAGACAGUAGGUCCAGGACAGGGCUACUGCCUAAAAUAAGGAUAAAGCUGCACUGGUUACCCUUUGUAAUAAUUAUGACACAAAAUAAAUAUUAAUGGAGGAUAUUCCUCGGGAAAAUAGACUUUGUGAAUGGAGGAGGGACUCAGGAUCAUUGUGUAUCAGUGGGCCAGACGAAGUUAGAUUUUGCUUGCAAGAUGGGCUUUACAGGCCUGACCGUUGUUUGAAGGCAAAAGUCACUCUCUAGCUUGAGUCACCUUAUAGGUAUUCGUCUGCUUUUUUAUUUGCUCUUCUAUGUUAUCCCCAGAGGGAAGAUGAUAAUAUAUAUAAAGAAUAUAUAAUGAACUCACCUUUAGUUUCUCAAGCAUUUGCCCUCACCAGUUUAUAAAACUUUGGGAAAAAUUGAAUAUUUAGAAAAAGAUUUCUACCAUUUACUGAAGGAUCUUUGGCCAUUCAUUAGGCUGAUGAAUAAGAAGCACAAUAGUCUCCUUAGACCCAGGCGCAUAUGCCCCUCCCCUUGCCCCCAUGCCUCACAGGCAACCGAGAGACUCCACUGUUGCCCCAUUUCACAGUGGAUGCAUUGUGCACUCUGAAAAAAGGACAUCAGAUUCACGGGUUCUUUAAUACAAUAGCUCUGACCUUCCACCUCCUCUGAUCAGCCAUGGCUUUGAGGUAGCCCUCAAAUUCGGUGGAUCCCAGGGACCCUUGAGGACCCCAAGGUUGUAUAAUCAAAUGGCAUCCAAUCCUCUUUGAGGGCCAGAGUGUUUAUGUGGGCAGAUGCUGCAAUCAAAACUAGGCCGCUUCCUGGCAGUGCACUCACCAGACAAAAUCCACUUGUGUACAGCCCAUAUUAAUUUAUUACAUUUCAGUUGGAAGACAUUGUAUGUGAUGAAGUAUAUGUAGAGAGUCAGGCCAUCCAAUGUGCAAAAUGCAAGGCAGUUGAGGUUGUUGGACUAAUACUAGAUGAGGCAUAGAAUACUAUUGAUAUGUGUGCAAUUGCAUAAAUAUUAAAUUAUGUUUUUGAAGUCCAGCUGUCAUUCCUGGAGCUCAAAUUUCGUUUGCUAUUGCUUUACAUUUUAUUUACCCAAGGACAUCACCUCAGGGUUGCAAGUUCUUUAAGGAAAAUUUAUCCGUGUAUCCAUGUAUUGUAUAGAAGAAUAAAAAUUGAGUGUACUUCACUCGACCUGAUUUUUUUUUCCAGCUUCGAAUUCCUCUUGAAACUACAUCUCCGUGUAUUUCGUCGAGAUAGGACCAGCCCGAACAAAACUAGGGCUGCAUCUAAGCUAAUGUGUUGACUUCAUUUGAAUUUACCUGUUGUUAUAGCAACACAAACACCUUCACUGGUGUACUCUCUAGUAGCUGCGUUUGUCCUACAUAACAUCUUAACUCAUAGAUUUCAUAAUCAUUUUCAUAUUUUUUCCAAGCAUUCCUGGGCUCGAUUUUAAUUUAUAGCCACAUUUGAAAUGGAAUAGCUCAUGUUGUUGUUUUCCAUGUAAAGGGAACUCACAGAAUCAUGGCAUGACAGACAGACCCAGCUCGCAAGCAAUUAAAAGCUUUUACUCGAUCUCAAGAAGUCCGUAUGAAUUCCACAUAAAAAGGUAGGCUAUUCCAAAGCUGGAGUAGAAGCCAUCUGUAGAGGCCCAGCUUCUUUGCACUGUACUGUCAUUCGUUUUAGAAUCAAAGAGGGUAGAGAUAGACACAGUGUAGAUAUUCGUCAGACUGGUCUGUGGGGUCCUCCAAUGAAGUAACAAUACCCCCCCCCAAAAAAUAGGUUUUGAAGGACUGUGUGAGAAUUCAACAAUGGACUGUGUGAGUGAAUCACAUGUGAUUGUGAUUUUCCAAGAUAUGGGAGUGGACUUUAAACUAUGCCAAACUCAGAGACAAGGUGUGUCCACUGCAGGCCCUGCAGCCUGGCUCCUGGCAGCACCACACAGAGGGCCCCACUCAGAGCCCCUGUCCCGGUGUCAUCUCGGGUUCCACGCGGCCAGAUGGAGCUCUGGGGCUCCAUCCACCCGACUGUCGUUUGUGACCACCUGAUUCCUGGGUUCACACGUUUCACCCCCCAACAGUGCCAUGAGUGUGAUUAGAUUGCUCAGAGCCGAUCAGUAGUUACCUAUACAUUUGCUUGAUCCACAGGGUCCAAUGAUGUUAUGCCUGAAAACACCACCUAGGUUUGGGUUUGUUUAGUUUGCAUUUUGUGUUUUCAUUUGAAUAUUUUUGAUGUCUGCAGUUUCUGCCAUGACCUGGGUAGAACCUGCAGAAUUCCAUGUCUCCAGAAAUAACUGUUCAACGUCUUCCAAUGCUGCAUAAUUUGUUUUGCCACUAAAGUGGCCAUAGCCAAAGGAUGGGAUGAGUUAUCAUCUACUCAUCUUUCUAGUCUUGUAAAUCACUAAAACAUCAAGUUUGCUUCAAGGAUGGAUAGACGUUGAAGUGGAAGCUCACCACUAUCCAGUUCUGCACGACUAAGAGCCCUUACAGCUUUCAUGUAACUGAGACACUUUUAACAGCCAGCAAAUGUUAUCAAAUGGAUAUUUGAUUGUGUUUUCUCUCUCCACUUCCUCUUACCCACUUUAGAAAUUCCAGAGAUUUUUCCCCCCCUCAGAAUAUUAGUUUUGGAAGAUUGUAUCCAGCUAUAUUUUUUUAGCAGUUCUAAUGGUGCCCAUUUAUCCUGACCUAGCCGGUUAUUUAAAUAAUUUUUUAAGCCACCACCAAUAAUAAAUGGCAUGUGAAACUGAUCUGUUGGUAAUUGGAAGAAAACUCAGCAUCUGUAUUUAUAAAAUAAAAUUGAUUAGUAUUUA